Molecule: messenger RNA, 3978 nt
Organism: Coffea arabica (coffee)
Lineage: Eukaryota; Viridiplantae; Streptophyta; Magnoliopsida; Gentianales; Rubiaceae
Source: RefSeq, a predicted model, not a curated record
UGUUUUAAAUCGUCUGCAUUUUUUGCUACUUUUUGUUCCUCCUCCUUUCUUUUUGUUGUUAACUAAUUAAUUUAUUACCUGUUCAGACUUCUGCUUCUUGCCCUUCCCACUACGGUUCAUAUUCUGUGGCUGAUCUUAACUAGUAUUUUCUAUUGUAAUUCAUUGAUGCUCAGUGCAGACAAGCAAUCCCUUUUCCCCUGCCCCACCUCCUCCGCGGGUGGGCCGGUUGCUUUUUUUUUUUUUAAGUUGUUUCUUGAUGGCAUACAGAACCAGAGGAGUUGAAAAUAUUAAGUCAUUAGUAACUAAGACAUGCUAAGUUGCAUACAUAGUGGAUAGAUACUAAACAGUGUUUAUAUACAUUGAUCAGCAUACAGCCAAUCAAAGAUAAGAUUGUGUAUAGCAUGAUGUGGUUUAACGAACUUAUGUAUUAAAACUCCAUGACUGUGUUGAUAUAGCUCGAUCAGCCUGCAGUUCUUGUUUAUUUAUGAUUUCAGUAUUUUCUACAUUCUUAGGGAGACCUGAUAUAUAUGUCUUGGAAUUAAAGGUUGUCUUCUUAUGAACUCAAACGACGAUCUCCUUCAUUUUAUAAAGCUGGCAUAAACUCUUAAGGUUGGGAGCACUAUGAACACCUGAUCAGUUCUUGAGACAUUUAAAUAAAAUAAAAUAAAAAAAAAACUUGUAUGAAACAUCAACCUUGCCUUAUUCUGAUACUAUGCAUUCUUCUUGGGCCUAAAGGCCAGGGUAGAAUGCUCCAUUCUGAGGAGUUACAGAGUUUCUUGGGUGACAACAUUACUCUUUGCUAGUGCAAGAUCCACAUGUUGAUGCAUCAUCAUCACUUCUUUAAGCUGGUGUUGCUCCAACUUUGCUGAGAAGGGAAACGUUUCUGACAUUAUGAUGUCCUUGGCGGCAUCUCAUCUUAUAUAAGUUAUGUUGGCAAUUGAAUAGCAUUCUGAGUUUUUCUGCAAAGCUGAGAUUGAGGAUAGAAACAGCAGACACCAGAUCUAUGAGAAAUGACAGAAGACACUAGAUCUAUGAUUAAUGACAAGGUUGAGAAGCUCUCAGUUCCACCUGGUUUUGUGUCGCUGUCGUCCUUCACACUGAAGAAUUUAUCAAGUAAUGAAGUGGCAUGUUCUUCGAUGGCAGUUGGGGAUGCGUUUCAAACAGAGCUAAGCCCAGUGGGCUUUACCCCCACCAUGGACAAUAUUGCAAUGUUCAAGAGUAAUCUCAGUCAUAGACCAUGGAUUCUUUAUAAUCAAUUUGAUUACAAGUCAAAUGAAUCUGAUUCUGAACUUGAAAUGAAUUUUCCCUUGAGAGCUUGCCUGCCUAAAGGAGUGGUCCGAGGAUGUUCAAGUUGUCCUAAUUGCCAGAAGGUUAUUGCUCGGUGGCAUCCUGAAGAAUCUCAUAGGCCUGUACUUGAAGAGGCACCAGUAUUCCAACCUAGUGAAGAGGAAUUCAAGGAGUCACUUGAAUAUGUUGCAAGAAUACGUCAAAAAGCAGAGCAGUUUGGAAUAUGCCGAAUUGUUCCUCCCCCAUCCUGGAAACCACCAUGCCUUCUCAAAGAAAGGAAUAUAUGGGAGACUUCUAAAUUCAAGACCCAUAUUCAACUGGUUAAUGACCUUCAAGAUCAAGGUAUAAAGAGAAAUCUGGAUAGAAGUCACAAGGAGGCAAAAAUUAAGAGGAGGAGAGUUUGGAUGAGGAGUUCUGGAGAUGGAUCUUUGAAUGAAAUCUCUACAGAUGCUAAUGAAGCUCAAUCUCAGGCUGAGAGCUUCAUAUCCAAAUUGGGGCCCGAGUUGACUCUAGAAGCUUUCAAUCGGUAUGCUGAUGAUUUUAAGAGGCAGUACUUCUGUAAAAGGGAAAAUGCUAUAAAUUCAGAUGCUAACUUGACCGCGCAUGAAGAUGGAUGGGAGCCAUCAGUUGAAAAUGUAGAGGGAGAAUAUUGGCGGAUAAUUGAAAAUCCAAUUGAAGAAAUUGAGGUUCUUUGCUGUGCCAACGUUGAAACCGGAGGAUUUGGAAGUGGGUUUCCAGUACAUUCUAAUUCAAUGGGAUUACCAAAUUAUCCUGAAUAUCGCGACUCAUGUUGGAACUUGAAUAAUAUUUUCAAGCUUCCUGGUUCACUCCUUGGUUAUGAAAAUCGUCAAGCUUCUGCAGCUUUACUGCCUCAUCUUUCCACAGGGAUGUGCUUUUCCUCUGUUUGUUGGAAAGCUGAAGAGCAUCAUAUGUAUUCCCUUAGUUACAUUCAUUUCGGUUCCCCUAAAAUAUGGUACGUCAUCCCAGGAGGAUAUUGCUACAGGUUUGAGAGAGUUGUCAAGAAGCACCUCCCGCAUUGUCUUGAGCAUCCUGAAUUGCUGUAUAAGAAUAUCUCUCAACUUUCCCCUUCUACCUUAACAGCAGAGGGCAUUCCUGUCUAUCGCUGCGUCCAAUAUCCGGGGGAGUUUGUUGUUACGUUCCCUGCAGCAUACCAUUCACAAUUUGACUCUGGUUUCAAUUGUUCUGAGACUGUUAAUUUCGCUCCUUUUGACUGGUUGCCUUAUGGUCAGCAUGUUGUAGAAAUGUAUUGUGAGCAAGGUAGAAAGACAUUGAUUUCUCAUGAUAAACUGCUUCUUGGUGCUGCCAUGGAUGCAGUGAGGGAAAAGUGGAAAUGUGAACUGCUUAAAAAGAAUGCAAGUGUUUGUGGAAAGGAUGGGAUCCUAACAAAAGCACUCAAGUUACGGGUCAAACAGGAGGCCAUCAGGAGAGAAUAUCUUUGCAGGGGUUUACAGUUGCAAAAAAUGGAGGAUGACUUUGAUAGCGACAAAAGGGAUUGUAGCACAUGCCUCUAUGAUCUACAUUUUUCUGCCAUAGGGUGUUCAUGUUCACCAGGCAGAUACGCAUGUCUGCUACAUGCAAAGAACCUCUGUCCUUGUCAUUGGACUGCCAGAUAUCUCCUCUAUAGAUAUGAGAUCUCUGAGUUAAAUCUCCUGGUUCAAGCUUUGGAAGGGAGGUUGGACGCCAUUUAUCAUUGGGGUAAAAAGAAACUUGAUUUACGGGUGAGUUCUGAUGACUUGAGGGAGUUGAGGAACCGUGGCGAAGUGUCUGCUUCUGUAAAAUCUGCAGCAACCAGCACUUUAUCUCAACUUCUGGGGCCAAAAGAACUAGUGACUGGACAGGUAUGUAGAAAGGAAGAAGAGGAGAAAUAUGAUUUACAGAGAAUUUCUGCUGGUAGCGGUAGCAGGCAAGAUACUCUGGAAUGUAUAGACCCAAACUUUGGCAACAUAACUUCUAAGAAAGGAAAAUUUGGCAAAUCUCAAACCGUUCAAAAUGAAGUUAUUGUUCUUAGUGAUGAUGAGGAGUGAGUGGGAAUGGAUGUAUGCAGAACAGUGGUCCCAAUGGUCGGAUUUAGGGAGCAAAUCUGUAUACCUGAUUUAAAAUGUUAUAGAGGUAGCUUGCCAUAUCUUUGUUUGAGGUUGGCAACGUGAUAAAGAAAUGCAGCGUGUGGUGCUUGGAAGAAGUCUUGAGGUUUAUCUGAUGAGCGGUUUGCAUCUGGUGGGAAGUGAGAAGGAACUCUUUUCUAUGGUCCGUUGAGCAUGCUUGCUUGACAUGUCCAGAAAAGCAAUUUGCCAAAGGGAGAUUCCGGAGUGAGUUCACUGCAGAGAUGGGAUGACAUGAAACGGAAGCAACCAAAUUGUUCGGGGGAUGUUCGUUUACUUUAAAUCACCUUCUUAUUUGGUCUUCGCGUAAAUAAAUUUUUGGUGGGUGCACGUGCGUAUAUCCUGGUGAGAAGCUUUUUAUCCGUUUCAGGAAAGAGCUAUAAAUCAGUGACAUUGAACAACUGAAAGGAACAGAAAUUUAUUUUCCAGGAAAAGAAAGACAAAAUGCUGGCUCAAAUUUCUUUGCUAAACAGAUAAUUUUCAUUUGAACAAUUGAAAGGAUAGUUUUGGUUUAGCAUUUUUUUUUUUUUUGGUAUUUUUUGGAAAGAUGGCUACAGCUAAUCCCAAUGCA